AAGGAACACAUCCAGAGCAUAAUAUCUAGAAUAAGCUUAGGUUCUGUUAUGUAUAGCACCAUUCACUCACGAUUUACCAUGAAUGUUAAAAUUUGUAAUCAUGUCAAGAAAGCAGAACAUUUGUUGCUACCAGAGCCCUAUAAUGUGAAUAAAAGAAGCCCUUCUAGAAACUAGAGAAAAACUAGUCUCAUAGAUUACGUAACACAGCCCCCACGUUCAGAAGGUAGUUUUGGUUAAACAGGCAAAGAUCAUACAGUUAGAGAGAACACUUACUUACCGCUGCUGUGUAACUGCUACGUAUAAAUACCACGUUAGCUACAAAGCAACGAUUAUUCCAGAGUAAAUGCACACCAGUAGUUAAAUUAACUGUAAAGGGGUAUUUAUAUAUGGUGGUUAAAGAUAAAAAGUGCAGCAGUAACUUGGACCGUCGGCCUACACAUGCAAAGAUAGUCAUAUAUUCAUACUGAGUGUUUCACACUGAGGUGUUAAACUGCCAUUCCAUUUCCUGUGGAGAGCUGAGCAGAUCUUCUGUUUAGUUGUCUCCUUUUAGAUUGCAAAACAAGACAUCGCGUUUGACCAACCGUGUUAAAGACAUUCAGUAACAGUGGCUGUCUGUAAUUCAGCAUCAAAAAUUGUGCACACUUUAAGCAAGUGUGCAGUUUGGUGGCUGGUUUACGAGAAACAGGAAGUUAAUAAACCCUGGUCUUUUUUGACAGUUUUUUUUUUUUUGACGAGUUUAUGGAGGAAGUCUUGCGCUGUUGUCAUAGUAAUGGGUAAAGGAAACUUUUGUAUGGUGAAAAAAAGUCAUGAACCAGGUCAUGAAGCAAUAGGAAUUCAGUUUUUAGAAAGACUUCAGGGUGCUGAACGUUCUGCCAACAACUGAUUAAGGUUUAAUUUUUCAGAAUGCGUAAUGCUUGUGCGACUUAAGGAAUUUCUGUGAAUUACAAUGUCAGGCAAGAAGUCAGGAAAAGCCCGGAGAAUGGGCUCCACCCGCAAAGAUUUGCGUGGUCUGGGCAGCCAGAUGAGGGACAAAGAGGCAGACGUCUUUGCCACCCUGUCGGAGGAAUCAAGGACCAUGGAACAUGAAUCAGCAACCACAGGGGGAGAACCAAAGCCUAUAGAGGAGGGAUCAAGACCCAUGGGAGAAGAAUCAUGGACCACAGGGGGAGAAUCAAAGUGUACGGAGGACUCAAUGGCUGUCGGGGUUGCAUCUUGGUCCAUGGAGAGAAACUCUGGGACCACAGAGGAGAAACGAGAGGUGGACUAUAAACCAGAAGAAAGUUCCCUGUCAGAGAAAACAGCAUCUUUGUUGGCACUCGCCCCAUCACAUGACCCUUACUCUGCUGACUCACCUCACCUGGAAUCUCACAAGAUGGAGAAAAAAAAGAGAAUGGGGUCCACUCGCAGAAAGCUUCCCACAGAUUUGGAAGAACAGAGAAGGGAAGGGUGGGAUGGUGCAGAGCAAGAGGAAUGGCAAGGGGCUGCUAAGCAUGCAGUGGACAAGCAAGCUGGAAGCAAGACAGCCCAACCAUUAGGAGAGUUACACACAGAGCCACAAAAGGCUAGUGAGUGUCUGGAAGGAAGGGAAGAAUCUACUAUCACAGGAACACAGCAUGCGAUCCACAUUUUAGAGGUGUCCACAAUUGAGAACAAAUCAGCUGAUUCUCAGUUGUUCCCUCAAAGUAUGUACAGUGAAGAAGCUCAAAAGAAUAAACAAUUACACUUAACCAAUGAGAGCAAUUUCAUUAUGAAUUUAGACCAAUCAGAAGGGAGGCUAACCGAUGAAGACACCAGUGAUAGAGACCUGCUCCUCAGAGAACUUCAAUCAACAGACAGUGGUCAAUUGGGCCAUGCUGAUGUUGCUCUACAGCUGCCAAAAUCAGAAAAAAACACUGAACCUGAGGACAACAAACAUGAAAUGACUCAUUUUGAGCAUAAAAAGAGGAAGAUGGGCUCUACACGUAAGGGGGGGCGUGGCUUACAAAUAAAAAGUGACAGGGAACAAGAGAUUGAUAUUUUACCUGAGGAGAUGCUAAGAAGCUCUGGAGACCUUGUGGACGUAUGUGUGCUACAGGGCAAAGAGUCACAAGAGAAAAGCAGACUUGAUGUGAUACAGUAUGUUAGCAAGGAACACGUAACAAAGGAAGGUUUGCUGGACAUGGAGGAGAACGAGGAGGCAGAGGCGUUAACGAGAACCGAUAGGGAUAAAGAACAGGAGAAACACAAAAUCACAAAAGAAACAAAUGAGAAACAUACAAUAUCAGGGUUUCUGGGCACAGAUAUGGUUGAGAAAGGGGAGACACAGGAAGCAACAGUAACAGAUAUUGUUGAAGACAUUUUGGUAGACAUGGAAGGGAGGGAGAGAGAUAGAUCAAGAGGCACAGGCAUAGCUGAGGAAAAUAUGAAACCAGAGGUAAGAGAAACAGCAAUUAGAGCUCCAGGAUUAGGGGGAACUGGCAUGGUUGACAGGGAGACAGAGGAGACAACAGGAACUAGAAUUCUUGAAUUUAACGAGACUCACAGACUUAGAGAAACACACGUAUUAGAAGACAAUGUGGCACAAGAGAACCGAGGAACAGAUGGAGGACAAAGAGAUGAGGCAGAGAAAGAGAGUGUAGCAGAUGUCGUUCUGGAGGUAAAUGUGAUGAAAUAUGAAGGUGCAAGCAAUGAGAAAGAGAGUACAAAAGAGGAAGAAGGAGAUGGUGCAGAGGCUAAAAAAACAGGAAAGAACUGGAGGCAAACACAGCUGAUGCAGAUUGACUUGAAUAUGUUAGAGUCAUUUUCUUCGGAAAAGUAUGAGCAAGAAGUUACAGAAAGAGAGAAGAAUUCACCAUUAGAGAACCCUUCAGUGGAGAGUUCUUUAUUUCAUGAUGAAUCCAAAACCUUUAUUCCAGAGGAACAAGUAAAGUUCACUCCAUUUGAGGAUCUGCUGGAACCCUGUGAGAAUAGCCAAUUCUAUAAAUCAAGCCAUAUGGAAGCACCAUCUACAGAAGAUGAAAACAAACAAAAUGUUAUAGUGCCCCAAGAAUGGGAAAACUUAGGCAAAAACAUUAAGACAGAAUCAACUCAUGGGAAUGCCAGAAAAAAUAAGAUGGAGAACAGAAGUACAGGGGCAGGUGAUGAUCAAAGUGUAUUAGAAGAAAUAAGAGCAGAAAAGGUAGAUGUGAAGCUGGAGAGAGAGGAGAAAGGGCAAGAAGAAAGUUGGGCCAUCACUGAGGAACUGAACACCAUCUUGAGGGACACAGGGGUAUUAAAGGAACUUGAUAUACAGGAAGGUGAUAAAAGCGUGGCAGAGCAGAAGCAAACUCCCCUGGUUGUGGAGGAGGUCAAAGGAGAACCAGAGGUAGAUAUGGUAGGAGGAAUCAAGGAGAAUAAAUGGAAGUUGGCAGAAAAGGGAGACAUAAAAAUGAAAGGGACAAAUAUUGCAAUGGAAGAGAGUGUAGCGGUCUCUCAGGAAUUCUCCAAAACAGAAACCACAGACCGCAAAAAGGAUGAUUCUAGCUACAUUUAUGAUCCUUUCCAUAAUGUGUCAGUAGAUCCAAUAGUAACCGAGAGGACUGCUGCCAAUACCCUGUCAUUGGAGAUGAAUCAAAAAUCUGAUGAGAGCUUUCAGAAAGAAUCCACUCAUAUGCAGAAAAGGAAAAAAAUGGGCUCUUCUCGCAAGGGAGGCAGGGGCCUACAUAAGGAGACAGAAACGAGUAAAGGAUUCAGCAAGAUAGAUGGGUUAGAAAUCAGUGUGCAACAAGAGGAAAGAGAAGAGGAAAAGGCAACAUUGGUAAAGCAAAAUGUUAUAAAUGUGGUAAUGGAGAUGACAAAAGAGGAAACAAAAAUCAGUAUGGCAGAGGUGACAUCAAAAAGCAAAGAGAAAGUCAAGAUCACGAACGAUAACAGCGGAGCUGAAGACUUUGAAAGCCAACAGAGUGUAACUGAGGAUCCUACAGCAACUGAACAAUUUGCCACUAAUGUUGUAAAGGGCUUCGAACAGCAUGAGGACUACUCAGACAGAGCAUCCAGCAGGAGUGAGAAAAGAAGAAAGAUGGGUACCUCUCACAGGAGAGGCAGGGAAAGGCUUAAAGAGAAGGAGAUACAGGAAAUGGCAGAGACUGAAGAGGAAACAAUGGCUACAGACAAUAAGGAAUCUGCUACUGAUGAAGUGAUGAAAUCAGUGCAAAAUGAAGAGAGAGAAUGUGGGAAUGAGAAAGUAGAAAGGAAGAGUGGCAGUGGAAGUGGGAGCGACAAAUCACUUACUUCCGUGGGCGUCAUCCCAAAUUUGCAGCGGCCCGAGAACUCGGCCAUAACCACACAACAGGAAUGUUCAGAGUCGCAAGACACAUUUCUGCCAGCAGCAAGGAGAAAAAUGGGAUCCAGACGUCAGGGACAGGAUAACCUGAGGAAGCGGGAUGUGGGUCUGGAAUGGUCCGAGGGCUGCACUGCAGAGGCACAUAUAAAUACUGCUGCCCUUCUGCAGAGGAUACAGGAAAUUUUCCAUCAGCCUGAUGUUGAGGAGAAGGGUUGCAUCACAUGGGGAAAUGUGCAGGGCCUGAGCCAUGAGCUUGGUCUCAGCAUUGAGGAACUUCACCAGGUGUUCCAGCAGCUGGAUGGGGAUCAGGACGGCCGGGUGACUCACCAGGACCUUACUGAAAGCCUUGAAUCCUGCAAGCAAGAACAGUAUUUCCAAUUCAAGAGGGAAUAUUCUGGAACCCACAGCUUGGGUACCUCAGGUGUCCACGGCAAAGCAGAUUUUGGGGUCAAACCAUCCAUAAAUGAGAACCUCCUGACUGGGUCAGGUCUCGCUCAGGCCGACCCCCACUUGAGAGAGGGGCAGGCACUCUGGGAGAAGAAGGGAACCCAGGCCAGGAGUGAGGAUACAGGGUCGAUAAGUAAGACACAGGAGAGUGAGGAGGCAGGGGAAAAAGAGGAAGAAAAGGAUGAGGCAGGGAGUAAGGAGCAGGAGAGGGAAGAGGCAGGGGAAAAAGAUGAAGAAAAGGAUGAGGCAGGGAGUAAGGAGCAGGAGAGGGAAGAGGCAGAGGAAAAAGAUGUGGAAACCGAUGAGGCAGGGAGUAAGGAGCAGGAGAGGGAAGAGGCAGAGGAAAAAGAGGAAGAAAAGGAUGAGGCAGGGAGUAAGGAGCAGGAGAGGGAAGAGGCAGAGGAAAAAGAUGAAGAAAAGGAUGAGGCAGGGAGUAAGGAGCAGGAGAGGGAAGAGGCAGAGGAAAAAGAUGUGGAAACCGAUGAGGCAGGGAGUAAGGAGCAGGAGAGGGAAGAGGCAGAGGAAAAAGAUGUGGAAACCGAUGAGGCAGGGAGUAAGGAGCAGGAGAGGGAAGAGGCAGAGGAAAAAGAGGAAGAAAAGGAUGAGGCAGGGAGUAAGGAGCAGGAGAGGGAAGAGGCAGAGGAAAAAGAUGAAGAAAAGGAUGAGGCAGGGAGUAAGGAGCAGGAGAGGGAAGAGGCAGAGGAAAAAGAUGUGGAAAAGGAUGAGGCAGGGAGUAAGGAGCAGGAGAGGGAAGAGGCAGAGGAAAAAGAUGAAGAAAAGGAUGAGGCAGGGAGUAAGAAGCAGGAGAGGGAAGAGGCAGAGGGAAAAGAGGAAGAAAAGGAUGAGGCAGGGAGUAAGGAGCAGGAGAGGGAAGAGGCAGAGGAAAAAGAGGAAGAAAAGGAUGAGGCAGGGAGUAAGGAGCAGGAGAGGGAAGAGGCAGGGGAAAAAGAUGUGGAAACUGAUGAGGCAGGGAGUAAGGAGCAGGAGAGGGAAGAGGCAGGGGAAAAAGAUGUGGAAACCGAUGAGGCAGGGAGUAAGGAGCAGGAGAGGGAAGAGGCAGAGGAAAAAGAGGAAGAAAAGGAUGAGGCAGGGAGUAAGAAGCAGGAGAGGGAAGAGGCAGAAUCAUGGAAUAAAAAAAAUGAAAGUCAGAAUACAGAAUCCAAAAGUGAAGAUUACAAGGCUGAGAAGGAAGAAUUACUGAGUACUGGUCAUGAACCUGAGGACACCCAUUUAAUGAAUGAGGAAGGAGAACUGUUGAAUAAAGAUCAGGAGAGAAACUACACACAGUUUCUAAAUCAGGAGCAGCAGAAUGAGGGGUCCAAGGAACUGGAUGAGGUCAGUGAUGAAGCAGAGGGACUGAGGCAGUGUCAGGGAAGUAAAGAGGCAGAGAUAAUGAAUGAGGACCAAGAUAGUGGGAAAGCAGGUCUACUGCAUAAGGACAGAGAUAUAAAGAAGGCAGAGUUAGCGAAUAAAAAUGAGGACAAUGACCAUAUAAAGGUACUGAAUGAGAAAGAAGAAAAUAUUAUGGUGGAGCUAUUGAUUAAAAACCAGGGAUGCAAGCAGGAAGAGUUAUUAAGUAUGGAAGAGAAGGGAGUGGAGGCAGAGUUUCUGAGUGAGGAACUUAACAAUAAGGAGCAAGGGAAUCAAGAUACAUACUGUGAGGAGGUAGAACCACUUAAUGAGCAUAGGGAGAGUGUGGUAAAGGAUUCCCCAAAUCAAAACCAGGAUAUGCGGAUGACUAUAAACCUAUCAGGAGAAAUGACACAUGAAAAAGAAAUAGUUAUGUCAGUCAAACAGUUAGUGGACAAUGAAUCAAGCAUCCAGGAAGAGAGUAAACAAAACGGUAUGGAUGCAGAGUUAUUAAGUAAAGACCAGCAACAAAGGACGGCAGAGCUACUGAGUAUGUACCAGGAAAGUGGGGAGGCAAAGACGAUGUGCAAAGACCAGGGCAAGGAGGAAAGAGAGAUACUGAGCAGAUACCACGGGGCUGUGCAGGCAGGUAUCAUGACAAUGACCCAGAACAAUAAUGUGGAAGGUAUGGUAAGUAAGGACGAGGAAAGUGGGGAGGCAGAGAUACUAAAUCAAAAUCAGGAGUGUGUGGAGUUAAAGCUGCUGAAUGAAGACAAGGACAAUGACAUAACAGAGAUACUGAGUAAGGAUCAGGUCAGAGAAGAGACAGACUUACUAGGCUGUGACAUGGAGAGUCAGUUGCUGAGUAAGCAGCAGCAAGGUGAGAAGGCCAAGAUACUGAAUCAAUGCCAGAAGGGUGAGGAGGCACAGUUAUUGUACGACGAUCAGUAUAAUAAGGAGACAAUGGUGCUGGGUAAAUACAAUGAGACUGUGACAGCCCAUAUGAAAAUAACAAAGGAUGGUAAUAAAGCAGAGAUGCUAAGUAAAGACCAGACUGGUGAGGAGGCAGAGCUACUAAAUCAGAAUAAGCAAAAUGUGGAGGCACAUAUACUGAAUGAAGGCCAGAACGGUAAUGACCUGGAGAACCUGGGUCAGGAUAGAAAAAAGACAGAUUUGCUGAACAAACACAUAGAGAAUGAGCUACAGGUAAUGCACAAGGACAGUGAGGAGGCGGAAAUACUGAAUAAGUGCCAGGAUCGCGAUGAGGCAGUAAUAAUCAGCCUGGUUCAGGAGGGUGAAGAAGCAGAGAUCCUGGAUAAGGAUCAAGACAAUGGGGAACUAGAGGACCAGGAGAUUGAGGAAACUGAGAGACUACAGGAUGAGGACAAUGAGGAGGCAGAGAUACUAGACCAGGAAAAUAAAGAGGGACAUGUAACGCAUAAGGACCAAAAAAGAGAGGAGACUGCCUUAGCAAGCAAAGACAUAGAGAGUGAGGAGGCAGAGAUACUGAAUGGCAACCAGGAGUAUAAGGAGGUGGAGUCACUGAAUGAAGACCAGGACAAUGAGAAGGCAGACAUACUGAAAAAGCACAGAGAAGGUGGUGAGUUUGAGCCACUGAAUACAGAUGAGGAUCGUGAGGAAACAGAGAUAGAGGAGAGGUACUUGCAGAGUGAGGAGGCAAUGAUAAUGCAAGAGGACCAGGAGUAUUCGGAGGUUGAGAACCUGAAUAUGGACCAAGACAGUGAGGAGGUAGAGACCUUAGAAAAGAAGCUAGAGAGGGAGAAGGUGGAGACUCUAAAUGAGGAACAGGAGACUAUGAAGGCAGAGACACUAAUUCAGGGUCAGCAAAGUGAGGAGACAGCGAUUCUAAUUCAAGAUCAGGAGAGUAAGGAGGCAGAGGUAAUGAAUACAGACCAGGACAGUGCAGAGGUUCAUCUACUGAAUAAGGACUGGAACAGUAAUGAGGUACAGAUACAGAGUAACAACAAGGAGGGUGAGGAGGCCGAGAUACUGAGCUGUCAUCAGGAGGGAGAGGACAUGGAGGUACUGAAUAAGGAGCAAGAUGGUGAGGAAAUAAUGUUACCAAACAGGGACCUGGAGACUGAGGAGGCAGGUCAGGUUCAGGACUUUGUUCAGACAGAGUUAUUGAAUAUGGGGCAGAUGAUUGAGAAGGUAGAGAUAAUUAACCAGGACCAGGAGGGUAAGGAGGCAGAGAUGCAAGAUCAGGACCAAGACAGUGAGGAAUCAGAGAUAUGGGACAAGGGCCCAGAGAGUGAGGAGACAGACAGACUAAAUCAGGAUGAGGAGCAUGUGGAGGUACAGCUGCUGAAGAAGGAUCAGGACAAUGAAGAGGUAGAGUUUCUGGAUCAGAAGAAUAAGGAGGCAGAGAUACAUGAAGAUCAAGUAAGAGAGGAGACUGAUUUAGUGAGCAUAGACAUGGAGACUGAGGUGCAGUUUAGAGUCAAGGAGAGUGAACGGGCAGAGAUACUGAAUGACAACCAGGAGUGUGUGGAGGUAGAGUUACUGAAUAAAGACCAGGACAAUGAGAAGGCAGAUACCCUGGACAUGAAGCUAGACAGUGAGGAAGCAGAGAUAACAAAUCAGGACCAAGAGAGUGUGGAGGUAUAUAUACAGCAUGAGGACCAGAACAGUAGUGAUGCAGAGAACCUGAGUAAAUACCUGGAGAGGGAAGAGGCAGACAUCACACCCAAGGACAAGCAGAGAGAGGAGACAGAUUUACUGAGUGCAGACACACUGAGUGAGGAGACAGAGAUACUGAAUAAGGUCCAGGACAAUGAAGAGGCAGAGACACUAAUUCAGGGUCAGCAAAGUGAGGAGACAGCGAUUCUAAUUCAAGAUCAGGAGAGUAAGGAGGCAGAGGUAAUGAAUACAUACCAGGACAGUGCAGAGGUUUAUCUACUGAAUAAGGACUGGAACAGUAAUGAGGUACAGAUACAGAGUAACAACAAGGAGGGUGUGGAGGCAGAGAUACUGAGCUGUCAUCAGGAGGGAGAGGACAUGGAGGUACUGAAUAAGGAGCAAGAUGGUGAGGAAAUAAUGGUACCAGACAGGGACCUGGAGACUGAGGAGGCAAGUCAGGUUCAGGACUUUGUUCAGACAGAGUUAUUGAAUAUGGGCCAGAUGAUUGAGAAGGUAGGGAUAAUUAACCAGGACCAGGAGGGUAAGGAGGCAGAGAUGCAAGAUCAGGACCAAGACAGUGAGGAAUUAGAGAUAUGGGACAAGGGCCCAGAGAGUGAGGAGACAGACAGACUAAAUCAGGAUGAGGAGCAUGUGGAGGUACAGCUGCUGAAGAAGGAUCAGGACAAUGAAGAGGUAGAGUUUCUGGAUCAGAAGAAUAAGGAGACAGAGAUACAUGAAGAUCAAGUAAGAGAGGAGACUGAUUUAGUGAGCAUAGACAUGGAGACUGAGGUGCAGUUUAAAGUCAAGGAGAGUGAACGGGCAGAGAUACUGAAUGACAACCAGGAGUGUGUGGAGGUAGAGUUACUGAAUAAAGACCAGGACAAUGAGAAGGCAGAUACCCUGGACAUGAAGCUAGACAGUGAGGAAGCAGAGAUAACAAAUCAGGACCAAGAGAGUGUGGAGGUAUACAUACAGCAUGAGGACCAGAACAGUAGUGAUGCAGAGAACCUGGGUAAAUACCUGGAGAGGGAAGAGGCAGACAUCACACCCAAGGACAAGCAGAGAGAGGAGACUGAUUUACUGAGUGCAGACACACUGAGUGAGGAGACAGAGAUACUGAAUAAGGUCCAGGACAGUGAAGAGGCAGAGACACUAAUUCAGGGUCAGCAAAGUGAGCAGACAGCGAUUCUAAUUCAAGAUCAGGAGAGUAAGGAGGCAGAGGUAAUGAAUACAGACCAGGACAGUGCAGAGGUUCAUCUACUGAAUAAGGACUGGAACAGUAAUGAGGUACAGAUACAGAGUAACAACAAGGAGGGUGAGGAGGCAGAGAUACUGAGCUGUCAUCAGGAGGGAGAGGACAUGGAGGUACUGAAUAAGGAGCAAGAUGGUGAGGAAAUAAUGGUACCAGACAGGGACCUGGAGACUGAGGAGGCAAGUCAGGUUCAGGACUUUGUUCAGACAGAGUUAUUGAAUAUGGGCCAGAUGAUUGAGAAGGUAGGGAUAAUUAACCAGGACCAAGAGGGUAUGGAGGCAGAGAUGUUGGAUUGGGACCAAGAGUAUGUGGGGGUAGAGUUACCAUGUACCUUGCAAUACAGAUACAAGACUCAUCUAAGAGAUGCAUUUGAUAAGCUUCGGGAGGUGGGGGGAUCUGAAAAUGAAUGUGACCCCGACACGUCCAGGGCAGCUGUGGAGGACAAUGAGUGGAUCUGGGACUGUGAGCUGCUAAAGGAGCAGCAGUACUAUUCUGGGUGUAAUGAGAAGAAGGAGAGUUGGGAUAUCUGGGAUGAAACAGAUGAAGCUGAACUGGGGCCAACAGCGUACAAAGAAAGACGUGAACUGGGGAGUCAGAUAGACAAUGUUAUUUAUUGGCAAAGAUGGAGCGAAGACGAGUUUGGAAGAAACAAUGAGACCAGACAGAUAUUAGCUAAUGAUCUUUACCCCAUAGCAGAGGAGAAUGAAACUGAAAAUAAUUUAGAAUAUAAUAAUGUACAAAUAACACAGGAUAUAGCAAAAAUUCAAGAGAUGCCACAAGCUGCUGACCAAAGCAACACAAUCAUUCACUUUAUCAAAGAUAAUCAUGAGUUAAAGGAAAUUCAAGAAAACAAAUGCAUUUUGUCAGAAGGUGAGUGUGCUGAGCAAAGGAAUAUAGUUAAACUGAUGGAGUUGAGGGGAAAAACAGAAGACUUAAAGACUUUUGGAAAUAAUAAAGAACAUCAAGAUGUAGAAACUAUAGAGGGAACGACUGGAAAUACCAUGGAAAACAGACAAUGUCCAGCCACUUUAGCAAAUGCUGUAAAUCAAAAAGACAGCAAUGACUUAAGUGAAUGUUUCAUUCUGGAUGGAGAAAAACAAGAAGCAAAUGCUAUAAAGCAGAGUCCUGACAGUGUUCUGGUAAGAAGUGAUGUACUGGGAGGCGGAAACACAGACUCUACCUGGGUGCCUGAGAUACCGAAUAAUGAUGAUGAGACUAUUUGCACGGGGAUGGCAAUACAAAGAGAUUCAAUAGUCCGUGAAAUGGGUGCAAUGAGAGGUCGUCAAGCUAUGGCAGAGACAGCUGAGGGACUCGAAGUUAUUCAGAAUGCUGGAUUUCAAAUGGAUGGCGAUAGAAUACAAAUGCAGGGAAGUUGUGAAAAAGACAGGGGUGAUGUUUUAGAGCAUCUGCAGUUAAGUAUGGAAAGCGACACGAAAUGGGAUGGAGGGACUAGUCAGGGCUGGGACACGAUAGCGAUGGAGAUGGAAUACAAAGAAAAGACGCAAAGGCAGAAUAAUUAUGAAGGAGCAGGGUCCAAAAAGCUAAGUGAAGUAAUAACUCAAGAAGUAAUAGAACAUAGCGGUGGUACCGCAGGACAGCAGAAAGGUGAUGGGAAGAAUUGGGACACAUUUGAAGGAGGGUUAGCGCAGGGAGAUAUAGCACUAAAGCAUAGUGAAGAGGAAAGCCUUCACACGGAUAGGGCUGUGGAAGAUUACAGUAAUGACUGCCCCCAUGAAAAAUGGGACAAGACACCUGUGUUCAGUCAAUAUCGCGGUUUUGAGGAGCUAGAACAAAAAAUAUCAACAGAUGAGGAAAAGUUGUUAGCAUAUCAGGGUGAUGGAUUAGAGAGGAAGACUGAAUGUUUAGAUGUUGGACCAGCUCAGGGGACAAUUCAGGCCAAAGAAACAGAGGUUGGGCAGCAAAAGGACAAAGGCAGUGAUCUAAUAGAAAGUGAAGAAGCAUCUACAGGUUUCUCAGAGGAUAGUGAAAGUUUAAUAGAGAAGCUCAAAUGCGACAUGAAUGUUAUGGAGCUUCUUGCAGAACAGGGAGAGAAAGACAAUGAAAGGAGAGAUGAGGCUUGCAAAGAUAAUAACCAAUUACUGACAGAAUUAGUGGAAUAUAGCAAAAGAGGGUCAGACAUGAAAGGAGUAGAUGAUACAUCCAGAUCUAGCAAUAAACAAGGUGUAUCAUUAAUACAACAUGUGAAUAGCGAGGACAAGGAGAAAGAGGGAGUGAAGAAACGAGAGCAAGGGACAGAAAGACACAGGAUGACACCAGAGGAAGUAUGUGGAGAAGAGGAGCUGAGAAUGGAAGCCAUACGAAUUUAUGAGGAGGCGGAGCAGGAGAUGAGUGGAGAUGUGAUGGCUGAAAGGGAGGCGGCAGCAAAGGAACAGAAACAUAGAGAAGAUAAAGGGAAAGAGGGAUUCAGGGCCAUGGGUGGAGGAAUUGUUGUGACGCCGGAGGACAACAGACAGCGUGCUAUUGGCUGUCUCCCCACAGGCAGCUGGAGCCCACCAAUAUCAGGCCCGGACCUACUAUACAACAUAGUUCUGGUUGGCAGCAGCAGUGUAGGCAAGACCUCCUUCAUGAAACGCACUCAGAGUGGGGAGUUCACCCUGGACCACUGUGCCACGAUUGGUCUUGACAGCUGUAUCCAGUCUCUGUUGGUGGAUGGUAGACGCGUCCUUCUACAGCUGUGGGACACUGCUGGACAGGAGAGGUACCACAGCAUUACUAAACAGAUCUUACGCAAAGCCCAGGGACUGCUACUCAUGUACGACAUAACUUGCAUUGAUAGUUUCAACAGUGUCCAAUACUGGAUGUCCUGCAUUCAGGAAGGAGCCACAGAUGAUGUCAUCAUUAUGUUGCUGGGCAACAAAAAUGACAGCUUCAAACGAGAAGUCCCUCUCCAUGAGGGGGAAAGAUUAGCUAAGGAGUACCGGAUUAAGUUCAUGGAGUGUAGCGUUGCCACUGGGGAGAAUGUGACGCUCUCAAUGGAAACUUUGGCCCGGAUGCUCAAGCAGCAGACGGAUCAGAAGGAAGAAGCACCGUUGAUAUUGCGCAAGGAGCAGCCGAAGCAAAGAUCAGGCUGUUGCUGAUUCGCUCAUAGAAAUGCCAUCCGAAGCACACAGCUUCUUUUGUAUUGUACACAUACCUGUAUAAACAAAUUAUAAAAUGCCAUAUAAUUCAGGUUUUUCUGUCAUGGAAAACCACAGAAAAUAGACAAAGAUUACAAACAAAUGGGACAUUCACGAAAUCCUACUGCGAGCAUCAAAACAUCACCCUAACUGUACAAAAACUACGUGACUAUGAAAUAUGUGAAUGUUUUCUGCAGAUAACAGUAACAGUGGCCAAGAGGAAGCCACCAAUCCUGGCCCAAAGGUUCAUGUUUGCAAUUCAUAAAAGUACAAUUAUUGCACAACCAUUCCGUCAUUUUCACUAUUAAACUUUAUCAAUACCUUAAGAAA
Brienomyrus brachyistius is the source of this 13456-nucleotide messenger RNA. Its product is annotated as protein lava lamp-like. Gene Ontology annotation, molecular function: GTPase activity; calcium ion binding; GTP binding. The coding region runs from base 947 to 13087 and encodes 4046 amino acids. The record is from RefSeq and is a predicted model, not a curated record. The transcript has 16 exons. Lineage: Eukaryota; Metazoa; Chordata; Actinopteri; Osteoglossiformes; Mormyridae.